AUGAGCGCCACCAAGACUCAAUCGCAGAAGAUAUUCGAAAAGCUGAAGACAAAGCCAGCCAACAAGGUCUGUUUCGACUGUGGCCAGAAGAACCCGACUUGGUCAUCAGUACCAUUCGGUGUCUACCUGUGUCUCGACUGCUCAUCAAACCAUCGCAAUCUUGGUGUACACAUUUCCUUUGUCCGAUCUACGAAUCUAGACAUCUGGCAGUGGGAUCAGUUACGCCUCUUCAAGGUGGGCGGCAAUGAAUCUGCGACAAAAUUCUUUCAGUCGAAUGGUGGUACCGCUGCACUUGCCAGCAAGGACGCAAAGGUCAAGUACCAAAGCAGUGCUGCAACAAAAUACAAGGAGGAACUGAAGCGGAGGGCUGCCAGAGAUGCUCAAGAUUACCCAAACGAGGUCGUCAUUACCGACGAGGUAGUCGGCACACCUGGCGACGGCACAUCUACUCCAGCCGGCGAGCCAGGCGACGACUUCUUCUCAUCGUGGGACAAGCCAACGAUAAAGAGGCCUAGCAAUCCUCCCUCACGGACUGGCACUCCCCUUGGCGUGUCCCGGACAGCCUCACCCUUCCUAUCCGCUGGCACAAAUGGCGCCGCAACCAGACCGAAGUCCCCCUCUCCCCUCGCAAACGCCGCCGAAGAAGCCGAGAAAGCCCUGCCAGCACCAACAGCUAUCCGCACAUCCUCCGCAUCUGCUGUCCGGAAAGGUCCCGUAGGAGCGAAGAAAAGCGUCCUAGGCGCAAAGAAGACCACAAAAUUAGGAGCCAAGAAAGUCGGUACUGGCGGAGACGACAUCGACUUCGAGGCAGCAGAGAAGGCAGCCAAGGCCGAAGCGGAAAGGAUAGAAAAGCUCGGCUACGACCCAGAAGACGAAGCUACGGAGAAGAAGAAGAGCACGAUCAGCGUAUCGACCAAAGACACACCUAUAGUGGCACCCACACCUAUAAACCCUGCUCAAGCUUCCAACAGACCGGAGCACCAGCGAAGUCCGAGCGAGGUCGAGAGGCUAGGUAUGGGCAUGGGUCGUUUAGGUUUCGGGCAGAUCAACAGGCCUGCGGGCAGCACAUCUUCUGCUCCUGCUCCCAAGAAGCUUGGCUUUGGCUCGGUUGGCACUGCCAAGGCAGCACCUAAAGACGACUCUGACGACUACGCCCGCGCCAAAUUCGGCACGCAAAAGGGCAUCUCUUCAGAUGAAUUCUUCGGCCGCAACAACUUCGACCCGCAAGCCCAGUCCGAAGCUAAGCAGCGCCUCCAAGGUUUCGAGGGUGCCUCCAGCAUCUCCUCAAACGCUUACUUCGGCCGUCCUGAGGACGACAUGACUGGUCUGGAAGGCGGUGACUAUGGCGAUAUUGAGACGGCCGCGAAGGACUUUGUGAGGAGGAUGGGAUUGACUGCGGGUGACGAUCUGGAGAAUCUGAUUAAUGUUGCGGGUGAGGGUGGGAGGAAGUUGAGAGGAGCUGUCGCGCGGUACUUGAACAGUUAG
This is a messenger RNA of Cyphellophora attinorum, 1485 nucleotides long. RefSeq names its product ADP-ribosylation factor GTPase-activating protein glo3. Gene Ontology annotation, molecular function: GTPase activator activity. Lineage: Eukaryota; Fungi; Ascomycota; Eurotiomycetes; Chaetothyriales; Cyphellophoraceae. Bases 1 to 1485 code for a protein of 494 amino acids. Gene Ontology annotation, biological process: COPI coating of Golgi vesicle. The transcript is spliced from 5 exons. The record is from RefSeq and is a predicted model, not a curated record.